Molecule: messenger RNA, 1392 nt
Organism: Tarenaya hassleriana
Lineage: Eukaryota; Viridiplantae; Streptophyta; Magnoliopsida; Brassicales; Cleomaceae
Product: transcription factor bHLH7-like
Exons: 7
Coding region: 294-1229 (311 amino acids)
Biological process (GO): regulation of transcription by RNA polymerase II
Cellular component (GO): nucleus
Molecular function (GO): RNA polymerase II cis-regulatory region sequence-specific DNA binding; DNA-binding transcription factor activity, RNA polymerase II-specific; protein dimerization activity
Source: RefSeq, a predicted model, not a curated record
UCUAUAAUACUAUAUAUAUUAUAUUAUAUUAUAUUAAUUAUGUUUUUUUAAUUUAAACACACCACUGAGAACCGAUCCAUAAAGAUCACGAGCCUCUACAUUUCUCGUGGAGGGUUCUGUUGAAACAAUUCAUAGAAGAAAACCAUAGAUUCGAAGUCUCAUGUUUCUUAUGAAUUUCUUGGGUUUCAGCUGAAAACUUCCAGCCUCCACUUCUGCAGAUUCAAACUCCGAUCUUUUCGUUCCAUCUCUAGGGUUUCUGAAACCAUCAGAGCAGAUUUUCUCAUCCAAAUUCAAUGGCGGGAAAUCAUCAUAAACAAGAUGGGAUCGGAGACGAAUUCUUUGAGCAGAUCUUGGGCGUACCACCUGGCUAUGGCGGAAGAGGCGGAGAAAUUGGCAGCUCCUCUUCCUCCAUGCCCAUGAUGCUUCAGCUCGCCUCCGGCGGCGGUGGUUUCCGGGGUUUGGGCAUGGGAGGGAUGAUGGGUCUUGGAUUAAACUUGGAACAUCAUGGGCUCCUCGGCGCUGUCGGCAACAGUAAUGACUCUGACAAUGCCACUUCCAUCAUCAAUGAGAGAGAGACUCUGCAGAUGACGGGGCAUUUCCCGGCGUACGGACAUUUGCAAUCUCCGGCGGUCCGUCCACGGCCUCCGCCGCAACUCCACCAGCAGCAUUUUCACGGCCACCCUCUGCCGGGAACCGCCGCUCCGGCGGCAAAUCAACCGACGAUUCGUCCACGUGUACGGGCGAGACGGGGGCAAGCCACUGAUCCUCACAGUAUAGCUGAAAGGUUACGUAGAGAACGUAUCGCCGAGAGAAUGAAAGCAUUGCAGGAGUUGGUUCCUACUUGCAACAAGACGGAUCGAGCGGCGAUGCUUGACGAUAUCGUGGAUUACGUUAAGUUUCUUCGUCUCCAAGUAAAGGUCUUGAGCACGAGCAGAUUGGGUGCAACCGGGGCCGUGGCUCAGCUCGUUGCCGGCGUUCCAUUAUCCUCGGUGAAGGGGGAUGACGGUGGGGCAAGCGAACCGAUGUGGGAGAAAUGGACCGGCGAUGGUACGGAAGAGCAGGUUGCGAAACUGAUGGAAGAAGAAGUCGGUGCAGCGAUGCAAUUCCUUCAGUCCAAAGAGUUAUGCAUAAUGCCGAUAUCGUUAGCGUCAACGAUUUUCAAUACGCAUCUGCGACCUUCCGAUCAACAGCCGAUGAUCCCCAAACCCGAGAUGAACCACCUUCUAUAACCCAAAAUCGUGCAAAAGAAUGUUGACAAACUGGAAAAAAAAAGCUUUGGGAUAUGUUUGCAUCAAUUUUAUAUACCUACGUGAUAAAGAUGUAAUUUUUUGAAAAUUAAGGGACCGGGAUGAGAAAAGGAAAAGGAGACGAAGUUUUUUUUUCUUCUUGCAA